This is a messenger RNA of Dipodomys ordii (Ord's kangaroo rat), 1317 nucleotides long. It is a transcript of the gene Ptpn2, whose product is annotated as protein tyrosine phosphatase, non-receptor type 2. The transcript has 9 exons. The record is from RefSeq and is a predicted model, not a curated record. Gene Ontology annotation, biological process: protein dephosphorylation. Lineage: Eukaryota; Metazoa; Chordata; Mammalia; Rodentia; Heteromyidae. Gene Ontology annotation, molecular function: protein tyrosine phosphatase activity. Bases 1 to 966 code for a protein of 321 amino acids.
AUGGGUUUCAUGCUUGUUUACUGCUAUAUGUUAAUAGAGCCUAUGGAAAUUCGAAAUGAGUCUCAUGACUAUCCUCAUAGAGUGGCCAAGUUUCCAGAAAACAGAGAUCGAAACAGAUACCGAGAUGUAAGCCCAUAUGAUCAUAGUCGUGUUAAACUGCAAAAUACUGAAAAUGAUUAUAUUAAUGCCAGCUUAAUUGACAUAGAAGAGGCACGAAGGAGUUAUAUCUUAACACAGGGUCCACUUCCUAACACAUGUUGUCACUUCUGGCUCAUGGUUUGGCAGCAGAAGACCAAAGCAGUUGUCAUGCUAAACCGAAUUGUGGAGAAAGACUCCGUUAAAUGUGCACAAUACUGGCCAAUAGAUGACCGAGAGAUGCUGUUUGAAGAAACUGGAUUUAGUGUGAAGCUCCUGUCUGAAGAUGUGAAGUCAUACUAUACAGUACAUCUACUACAAUUAGAAAAUAUCAAUAGUGGUGAAUCCAGAACAAUAUCUCACUUUCAUUAUACUACCUGGCCAGAUUUUGGAGUACCUGAAUCACCAGCUUCAUUUCUUAAUUUCUUGAUUAAAGUGAGAGAAUCUGGCUCCUUGAACCCUGACCACGGGCCUGCAGUGAUCCACUGUAGUGCAGGCAUAGGGCGCUCUGGCACCUUCUCUCUAGUAGACACAUGUCUUGUUCUGAUGGAAAAAGGAGAUGAUAUUAACAUUAAACAAGUGUUACUGAAUAUGAGAAAAUACCGAAUGGGACUUAUUCAGACACCAGAUCAACUCAGAUUCUCUUAUAUGGCCAUUAUAGAAGGAGCAAAGUGUAUAAAGGGAGAUUCAAAUAUACAGUCUUACAGUGUUCUACGGAAACGUAUUCGAGAGGACCGAAAGGCUACCACAGCUCAGAAGGUGCAGCAGAUGAAACAGAGGCUAAAUGAGACUGAACGAAAAAGAAAAAGGCCAAGAUUGACAGACACCUAAAUAUUCAUGACUUGAGAAUAUUCUGCAGCUAUAAAUUUUGAACCUUUGAUGCGCAAAGCAAGACCUGAAGCCCACUCCGGAAACUAAAGUGAGGCUUGCUAAACCUGUAGAUUGCCUCACAGUUGUCUGUUUACAAAGUAAACUUAACAUCCAGGGAAUGAAGAGCAGCCACCAGCAGAAGACUUUGCAGAACUCUUUCAUUUGAUGUAUUGUUAAGUGUUUUUUAAAUGUGUGUAUGAAAUGUAGAAAGAUGUAAAAGAAAUAAAUUAGGAGAGAAUACUUUGUAUUGUACUGCCAUUCCUACUGUAUUUUUAUACUUUUUGGCAGCAUUAAAUAUUUUUAUUAUAUAGA